Colletotrichum spaethianum is the source of this 1005-nucleotide messenger RNA. RefSeq names its product serine/threonine-protein kinase oca2. Bases 1 to 1005 code for a protein of 334 amino acids. NCBI's taxonomy places the organism in Eukaryota, Fungi, Ascomycota, Sordariomycetes, Glomerellales, Glomerellaceae. The transcript has 2 exons. Gene Ontology annotation, molecular function: protein serine/threonine kinase activity. Gene Ontology annotation, biological process: protein phosphorylation. Gene Ontology annotation, cellular component: plasma membrane; nucleus; cytoplasm. The record is from RefSeq and is a predicted model, not a curated record.
AUGCCUGCCAGCCGAACCCACCAGAAUGGCGCCGCCCAGUUCAACCAGAAGCUGAAGAACCUCUUCCGCAUCAACCUCAACAGCGGCGCCGACCGAGACCGGGAGAAGUCCUCCUCCGCCGCCCAACUCCACGCUUCCACAGAUGCACCUCCCGCGCGUCCAGACAUCCGGAGCAAGUUCGGCAGCAGCUUCUUCAAAGGCACCGUCGGCCGAUUGAGGACAAACACCACUGCCAGCGAAGGCAACCCCCUCGACGAGGCCCUCAGCCCGACCGCGCACGCGAACCCCUACUUUGUCCACCAGGGCCAGCCGGGCCUCCGCCACCACAACAACGAAUCUGUACCCCCAAGUCCUCCAGAUACCCCCAACUUCAAGAUCCAAGGUCCCGACGGCGGCCCUGAGCAGCAGACCACGAGCGCCGGCAGGGAGGAAUUGGCGCGGAAGCUUAGGAGGGUUGCCAGCGCCCCCAAUGCCCAGGGCUUGUUCUCCAAGGGGAAGGGCAGCGCCGAGCGCCCUGCCACCGCCGAGCUGAGCAAGGAUCCUCUGGUCCUCGACAAGAACUCGGGCACCCUGGAGAUGGUUGACCCAUCUAAGCUUAACGGCUCUGCCGGCUCUAGCCUUGGCGUCCCCGACAAGGACCUCCUCAUCAAGGACGAGAACCGAAGGUUAGGUGCCAAGGCUGGCGCCUCGGACAUCAAGGCGCAUCCUUUCUUUAAGACGACCCAGUGGGCUCUGAUUCGUCACAUGAAGCCGCCCAUCGUUCCCGUCACGGGACGCGGCAUCGAUACCGUCAACUUCCGCAACGUCAAAGAAAGCGAAAGUAUCGACCUCAGCGGCUCCCACCCGAUGCAGGCCAGCCUGAAGGGAGUUCCCCUGGAUAGCGGCCUGGCGACUCCCGGCGGCGAUGUCGCAGAUCCCUUUGAGGAGUUCAACAGCGUCACCCUGCACCACGACGGUGACGACGACCAUCACCACUCCCAGCAGAAUGGCCAACAUCAUUCGUGA